CAAGCCUUGACCAAACUUCCUGUCUAUUCUUGUCUGUUCUUGGUGGUCUCAGAGAGUUGACUAACUGUACGGCUGCCAAAGGGUUAAACCUGGCCCAGAAGCUCCUCCUUCAGGCAACCAUACUUUCUCAUUGUGGUGUCACUUGCUAUAUAAGGCCCUCAGACAUCUGCUCCAAGCCUCCCCAAGACCUGCCUUCUACAGACCAAUCUCUGGAAUAGACUGAGAAGUGAAACCAUGACUUCAUACUCGGCCCUGAAGAACCUCAUAACCACCUAUACUCUCACCACCUUGAUUUUCAGCACUGUGGAGACUUAUACAUGUGCACUCUGUGAAAAAGACUGUAGUCCUGGUGCGCUGAAAACUUGUGAAACUUCUCAAGGCUGCUUCAGCUUCAGACAGGAAGUAAUGGCACAAGGGCAUCAGUCACAACAUUAUGAUUUGAAAGGCUGUUCUUCAAGCAUUUGUGUUCCAUUUGCCUUUCGGAUAUCAGUGAGUAAUGGAUCAUUGGGGUUUGCAAGCAAAUGCUGCCAAACUGACCGGUGUAACCAAGAGGACAUAAAACUGCCUCAGAAGUCCUCAGUCCCCAAUGGCAUUACAUGUCCUUCCUGCGAAAGACGGAAUAAUCAAUUUUACUGUGACCAAGUUCCCCUCGCUUGCACUGGGGCAGAGACAAAGUGUAUCACAAUUUUUGAUUCAGCUCAUUCUGGAUUGCCAAAUAUAAUGGGUUGUGCGACUGAAACUGCCUGCAACUUGAAGAAUUUUAAAAUACAGGAUGGCACAGUAUUCAGUACUUUGUGUGCAGGCCUAAGCAGUGGGAGCCCCCCACUGACAUCUAUCACCUCAUCAAUCCUGAUUGGUGUUUUUCUGCUGAAAGCCUUGCUUUGAUUUUUCAGGCCUUGCCAAGCUCUUAACCUAAAACCCAGAAAAAGUUGGACCCCCAACCCUAGCAUUCCCCAAGACAUCUCAGAAUUAAAAAGCGUAUA
Talpa occidentalis (Iberian mole) is the source of this 983-nucleotide messenger RNA. RefSeq names its product protein RoBo-1-like. The record is from RefSeq and is a predicted model, not a curated record. The transcript is spliced from 6 exons. The coding region runs from base 235 to 885 and encodes 216 amino acids. NCBI's taxonomy places the organism in Eukaryota, Metazoa, Chordata, Mammalia, Eulipotyphla, Talpidae.